This is a messenger RNA of Myxocyprinus asiaticus (Chinese sucker), 1828 nucleotides long. It is a transcript of the gene aadat, whose product is annotated as aminoadipate aminotransferase. Gene Ontology annotation, molecular function: pyridoxal phosphate binding; L-kynurenine:2-oxoglutarate transaminase activity. Bases 216 to 1493 code for a protein of 425 amino acids. The transcript is spliced from 14 exons. Gene Ontology annotation, biological process: biosynthetic process. The record is from RefSeq and is a predicted model, not a curated record. Lineage: Eukaryota; Metazoa; Chordata; Actinopteri; Cypriniformes; Catostomidae.
CUGUAUAACCAUUUUUAAAAAUCAAUUGUAUGGAGAUUUCAGAGGCGAAUUUCAUUUGAGUCUUCAUUUGAGUCUCUGUUAAAAAUAAUAUAUUUAAAAUAUAUGUAUUAGCAUAGAGACUUCAAACGCCCCCCGUCCGAUUUUUUCCGCGAACUACACAGUCCAGAGAGCUUUGCUCUCUGCUUUGCUUAAAUGGUCCGAAGUACGCAAGAAACAUGAAUUACUAUCGUUUUUUGACUGCUGUGAGUGCAGCACGAAAACCAUCACCUAUUCGGAUGUUGACGGAGUUGCAGCAGAGAUCUCCUCCGUCUCUAAUCUCACUGGCUGGAGGUGCUCCAAACCCCAACACCUUCCCCUUCCAGUCGGCCAGCAUUAAAGUGAAGGGUGGAGAAGAUGUGGUGUUUGAUGAGAAUCUUAUGAAAAGAGCACUUCAGUACUCUGGCUCAUACGGUAUUCCAGAACUGGUGUCAUGGAUGAAGGAUCUUCAGAAGAAUCUCCACAAUCCACCUACAGUUGGCUACAGCCCAGAGAGAGCACAGAUGGAGAUGUGCGUCACCACGGGCAGUCAGGAGGGGCUCUGCAAAAUAUUUGAGAUGCUUAUCAAUCCUGGCGACAACGUCCUCCUUGAUGCACCUACGUACUCAGGAACGCUGGCAGCACUUCAACCGCUGGGCUGUAACAUCAUUAAUGUGCCGAGUGAUCAGUUUGGAAUGAUCCCAGAGGAUCUCAAGAAGGUUCUGGCCCAGUGGGCCCCGGCAGACGCACAAAAGCCGGGAAGUACUGUACCAAGAGUUCUGUACACCAUCCCCAAUGGAGGCAAUCCGACAGGAGCAUCCAUGACUUUAGAGAGGAAACAGCAAAUUUAUGAACUUGCCAGGAAAUAUGACUUCCUUAUCAUAGAGGAUGACCCGUAUUAUUUCCUUCAGUUCCAAAAACCGUGGGCACCGACAUUCCUCUCGAUGGACAUUGAUGGUCGCGUCCUCCGUACAGACUCGUUCUCGAAGAUUCUGUCAUCGGGGUUAAGGAUAGGAUUCGUCACUGGGCCAAAGCCGUUAGUAGACAGAGUGGUGCUGCAUAUACAGGCCUCUACAAUGCACACCAGCAGCUUCACACAGUUAAUGGUCUCUCAGCUGCUGCAUAACUGGGGUCAAGAUGGCUUUCUUAACCACAUUGAUGGAGUGAUUGAGUUUUACAGAUCUCAGAGAAAUGCCAUGCUCUCCUCGGCAGACAAAUGGCUCAAAGAUGUAGCUGAGUGGCAUCCUCCUAUGGCCGGCAUGUUCCUUUGGAUUAAACUCAGGGGGAUUAAAGACACACAACAGCUUAUAAUGGAGAGAGCACUGGAGAAAGAGGUUCUUCUGGUUCCUGGUGGAGUGUUCAACAUCAACAGCUCAGAUCCGUGUCCGUACGUUAGAGCAGCCUUCUCGCUCUCAACACCUCAACAGAUUGAUGAGGCUUUUAGGAGACUGUCUGAUCUUAUUAAGGAUGCCAUGUGAGCAUCUGAUUCCCAGAAAGAUGAAUUAAGGGUCUGAUACCUGUUUGACACUCAAACACUUCAAAUCAUGAACUAAGUGCUACUGUCACACACCACAAUGACAAUGAAAAAGUUGGUUUACAACAUAAUUAAAGCUGCUGUCUACAUGGAAACUUAUUUUAUUCUAUUUUAAACCUUUAAUAUAGUCAAAUUUAAAGUGUAACGUGUUUAACCACAAGAAUGUCAAGUGAUGUGGAUCAGUGUAUAUAGUUGUUAUAGUUGGUCAAGUAUUGUGCAUGCGGGCCAGUAUAAAGCACAAAAUGGAUCAAUAAUUCAAUAAAUACACUCUUUAUCUUU